Messenger RNA from Monoraphidium neglectum, 1161 nucleotides. RefSeq lists its product as hypothetical. The record is from RefSeq and is a predicted model, not a curated record. The transcript has 6 exons. The coding region runs from base 1 to 1161 and encodes 386 amino acids. Lineage: Eukaryota; Viridiplantae; Chlorophyta; Chlorophyceae; Sphaeropleales; Selenastraceae.
AUGGCGGGCGAGCGACUGGAGACGCUGCUAAAGUCAGUCAGGAGCAAUCAUGACAGCUUGUUGGAUGAAGUUGAGGGCUAUUCCCCUGACCAGCGGCUGACGCUGUUGGCCAACUGCGGGGCGCUCGUCACAGCCGUCGCCUUCGUGGCGUGCUUCAUCGGCCGGGAGGACCCCAUGGGCGGCAUGACGCUCACGCCGUCGAGCCUCGAGGCGGCCGCGCAGGGCCUGCUCUUCGGCCUGCCGCUGCUGGCCUGCAGCGCCGCGGGCCACAGCCGCGCGGGCAGGGCGGCCUUCCCCGUUCUGGAGGAGCUUCACUCAGAGCAGCGCAAGCAGGUGGCGCCCAUGAUAACAGGCAUGUCUGUGGGCCACCUGGGAGUCCUUUUUGGCUUCUUGGUGGUCCCAUGCCUGCUGUUCCUCCUCCCCACGUACAAGGCCGGCUGGGACGCUUUUGAAGGGUUCCUGUCUUCAGCAGUGCUCUCGCCCUCCGCGCUCUUCACCGCGCUGCCAAGCGCUGGCGCCGUCGCGGCCGCGGCGGACGCCGCACCCCGCAUCCCCCCAGAGCUUGGCAUGCUGGUGCCGUCCAUACUCAGCGCCUACACCGCAGGCUUUGUGGUUGCGUCUUGUCUGUCAGUGCGGGAAUGGGAGCUGGAGGCCUUGUCGGACGCCCUCAAGAGCGCAGAGCGGUACUUCCGGCUUGCCAUCUCCGAGCGCAGAGGCGCCUCGGCCCCCGCGAGCGCCAGCGCCAGCUGCGACGAGGACGGCGAUGUCCAAGGCGGCGGCGCGGCGGCUGGCGCAGCGGCGGCGGCGGCAGUGAGUAGCGAGGUCGGCGGCCGCAGCGCGGCGCGGGCAUUCCGGCUGGUUACAACUGUGUGGCUGCUGCAGCGGUUCCAGGUCAGCCGGCUGGGGUUUGUGCUGACCAGCCUGAACACGGCGUACUACUUUGUCAUGUGGCAGUCCACCGACGACCUGGCGACGCCUGCGGCGGCGGCGCUGCUGCACUGCGCGGUGGAGUGCUACUUCUCGGCCUCGGAGCAGAGGGAGGUUGAUGUGCGCCACAAGGCGAAGCUGGAGCAGGUGCAGCUGCGCGUCGGCGUGCGGUCGAGCAGGGUGCAUGGGGGCGGCGGCAGCGGCAGCAACAGCGACAGCGACAGCGGUUCAUGA